UUUUGUCAUUAACACUUAAUGAUCCUUUACUAGAAGGAACAUUACACCCUCCUCUGCAUUUAAAAUUCUUAAAACAUAAAGAUUUUCAGAGUUCCAUCAGUGAAUGCGUAUUUUGGGAUUUUCAAAUCAAUGACAGAGAUGGUGAGUGGUCAACGAAGGGAUGCAAAUUACAAUCUUCAGAUCAUCUUUAUUUUUAUUGUGAAUGCAACCAUCUGACUAAUUUUGCAGUACUGCUGCGACCAUAUUCAAAGAUUCAAGGCGAAGAUGAGGCAUUGAGCUUGAUAUCUAUAAUUGGUUGCUCGAUAUCAGUGUGUCUGUCUUUCCUGACGGCCAUUAUUUACAUCUUUUUUUGGAAAUCUAUUACGGGCCACCUCAACCGAAUGAUAAAUAAGAUCACUGUGCUUCUCUGCUUAAGUCUCGCCUUGGCUUACACAAUAUUUCUAAUAGGAGUUGAUAAAAUCCAGUAUAACAUUGGGUGCACCAUUACUACAGCAUUGUUGCAUUAUCUGUUCCUAUUCAUUUUCUUUCUUAUGCUGGCACUUGGAUGGUACUAUUUCAGCAGCAUCUCAUUGGUCAAAUUAUCACUUUCCAAAGCAACAACACUUCAAAGUCAUGAUGAAUCUUUCGGUAAAGUCACGUGGGGAGUUGUCAUUUCCACUCCAGUGUGUAUAACUGCUGUAACUUUCGGAAUCGUAUAUUCAUUGGGCAAAGACUAUCAUUCAAAAACCAGUUGUUGGUUAUCGGUUGAAAGUGGCGCUUUGUUUGGCUUUAUUGGACCCGUAGCCUUCACAAUUUUGAUCAAUAUUGUUAUUGUAAUCAGUCUCGUCGUGACGCUUUGUUCAACCGCAUUUUCAUCACAAGGCAAAAUGAAGAAAAGAACACUGGCCGGAAUAAGGUCCAUCUGUACCCUUUUACCUGUUCUUGGAGUGACCUGGCUCUUUGGUCUAUUGUCCAUUAAUGAUGAUGUGGUCGUGUUUCAGUAUAUAUUCUCUCUGUUGAACUCCUUUCAGGGUCUUUUCAUUUUCAUCUCCAAAUGCCUCCUGAACAAAAAGAUUAGAAAGUUGCUUAGUGGGAGCAUACACAAAAAAGAUUCAGAAAAUUGGAGAAGUAGGCUUUAUGCAUUACUUAGCAGCAAUCCGCUGUCCAUGAACACGAAGGAGUUUUCAUCAGUGUCUAGAAUUCAACCUGGAGGAGAGUCAGUCAAUGAAGUUAGAAAAGGGAAUCUCAUCGAGGGGAUUUCUUUCAUGGGAAGAGAAAGUGUCAAUACAGCUCUUUGACAAUGCAUGACGAUCAGAUAAAGAAAACUGUUGAAGUAAUGAAGUAUAAAUGACAGCGCCCAAUUUAUCAUUAUUUUAUCAUCUCUUUUCUGCUUGAGUGCAUUAUAUGUUGGUGAUACCUAACUGUUUUAAUGCUAUUAAUAUGACCCAAAUUUCAGAAUUCAUAUUUAUUUAAGACAAUAUUUCCAUUAUUUAUGUUUAU
This is a messenger RNA of Saccostrea echinata, 1479 nucleotides long. Its product is annotated as adhesion G-protein coupled receptor D1-like. Gene Ontology annotation, cellular component: membrane. The record is from RefSeq and is a predicted model, not a curated record. Gene Ontology annotation, biological process: adenylate cyclase-activating G protein-coupled receptor signaling pathway; cell surface receptor signaling pathway. NCBI's taxonomy places the organism in Eukaryota, Metazoa, Mollusca, Bivalvia, Ostreida, Ostreidae. Gene Ontology annotation, molecular function: G protein-coupled receptor activity. The transcript has 14 exons. The coding region runs from base 381 to 1277 and encodes 298 amino acids.